GCGGACAGCGCGCGCGUCUCAAGCCCCAACGCUCAAUUUGCGGAUAAGCAAAACAAAAACAAACAUAUCCUUAUCCAAGUGCCAAUUGUCAGCGCAACGUUAUCCGCUGCAGCAUGUUGCUCGCGCAGAGGGCAGCUCAGGUGCUGCCGCUGCUUCUGCUGCCGCUGCUGCUCGACCUGACGGAGCUGCCCAGCGCCACGGCCUGGAUGAAGUUCAACAGUUACACGGCGCUCGGCCGGAAGCGCACGGAUCUGCGCAAGAAAUGUCCAAAUGUGCGCGCCAUACGCAACUUUGAUCUGGAGCUAAUGAUGGGCAAUUGGCAUGUGGUCCAAUAUUAUGCCUCCACGGAGGAGCUGCCCGAAUAUGCGUGCAUGCGCAGCAAUUUUGCCUUUUCCAGCGAGGACCAGCAUAUAACCAUGAACUUUAGCUACAUCUUUGCCGAAGAUCCGCUGCGCGAGAAGCUGCAGGGCAACAUCACGUGGCUGAUACCGGACUUUGGCACGCCCGGCCACUGGAUGCACACCGAGGACAUAUACGAGGGCAUUUACAACACCUAUGUGCUGGACACGGAUUAUAGGAACUGGGGUCUGAUCAUGCACUGUGCCGAGAAGAAGAAGCAUCCGCGAUAUUUGUCCGCAUUGCUGCUGUCGAGGCAGCCCACGCUGGGCGAUAAUGUGAUUACAUUUUUGAGAGAGAAAUUGCCACGCUAUGAUAUUGACUUGUCGUUCAUGUUUGCCAUUAAUCAAACUUUGUGCGAGCAUCUGAUGGAGUCGAGCAAAGAUGAUCCGCUGGCGUAUAUUGUGAAUGGACAGCAGAGCGUUACAGAUAGCAUUAAGCUGAUCAAUAAACCAUAAUUAAAUA
Messenger RNA from Drosophila novamexicana, 861 nucleotides. RefSeq lists its product as uncharacterized. Lineage: Eukaryota; Metazoa; Arthropoda; Insecta; Diptera; Drosophilidae. The transcript has 5 exons. The coding region runs from base 114 to 854 and encodes 246 amino acids. The record is from RefSeq and is a predicted model, not a curated record.